AUGACUGUGACCUAUUCGUCGGUAUCGAUUUCGAUUCUGGAGGACAUGCUGCUGGAGAUUGCGGGCGAGAUCAUCAGCAGGUCGAUUCUGGACGAGAAGCUGCUGCGACAGGACUACGGCAUGGCGCAACCGGGCCUGGUAGAAGAGGGAGAGACCGCGGCAGGGCUGGUGAAGAAAGUGCGACAGAAUAUCGGGAAUUCGGCCAGCGGGUCGAGCCAGUCGUCGGCAGCGGCGACACCGCAGUCCGGAGAAAGCGGCUCCGUCCCAGACAUCGGCAGAAUAGGCUUUCUACAGAACGGCAGAGAGAUCUUUCCGAGAAGCGCCAACAGCUCGGAUGCCUACUUCCAGUGUCUCAACUGUGAAAGAAAGAUUGCCGGCGGCCGUUUUGCUGCCCACAUCGACAAAUGUCUGGGAGGAAGGUAUCUUGCGCAAAUUAGCUGCAUGAGGGUAAUCGCAUUUGCCCGAUACAAUAAAACCUCGUCUUGCAUCUGGCUGGCCCGUGCAAGAUCAGUGCAUGAACCAGAUAGAUGCUGCAGGUUCUGGCGACCCACGAAAAAUUUUAGGCUCGUUUUCGGCAACGGGGAUGGUUGGGACUGCUCGGAUAAUAGAAAAAGGAAAGAGCAGACGGCCAGCUGCAACCAGGAAUCUAGACUGCUGGCCGUCGGGAGCUGGACCACCCAGACAGCGGCGCCCGAGUCGCGCGCUCCUGAGAGAUGGCUGAACAGCCGCUCCAUUUUGGGGCAUGCUGGGCUGCGUCUUCUGCCAGAUACGGUGCACGGGUGUGAGGCUGAGCACGGUGGAACCCUACCGCGUUUCACCGUGUUUGGAAGUUUCCAAAUCCAGCCUCCUCCAAACUGA
Messenger RNA from Ogataea haglerorum, 858 nucleotides. RefSeq lists its product as uncharacterized. The coding region runs from base 1 to 858 and encodes 285 amino acids. NCBI's taxonomy places the organism in Eukaryota, Fungi, Ascomycota, Pichiomycetes, Pichiales, Pichiaceae. The transcript is spliced from 2 exons. The record is from RefSeq and is a predicted model, not a curated record.